GUCAAUCGUUAAAUUUUUCAAAAUUAGGAAUACAAAUAAAGUUCUAUCUCUCUGUACAUAUCUCCUUUGCUUCGUUGAACACUCGUUUCUUAGUAACUGAGCCAUUUGAGAAGGUGUAUAAUCUUCAAAUUAUUUGUGGCUAGAUAUUGUUAAGAGGUUGACUUCAUUUUGGCAACCUCAAUCAUGAGUUAUGAGGCAUUUGUUAGUAAUCUGUAAAUAUAAUCACUAUCACUGUACGUUUAAUUUUAUAGUAGAUUUUUACAGAAAUCAAUUAUGUCUAAAUUACAAAAACGAUGACAAUGACCAGUAACACUGAGAUAUCUUUGAAAAAUUUCUUUAUCUACCAUGUUUCCUUUGGACAAACGGAAGGUCAUGAAGAAGAAAAAGUUCUAUAUUUUCACCCUAGAGGAACAAAAAUGGACAUACAGAUGAAAGAAGUUGGUUUAAGUGAAGCUAUAGUGAAGUUCACCGAGACAUUUUCCAGUGAUUUAUGUGAUACAUUACAAACUCAGAAAACAAAGAAAUUUUUUUUUAAGCCUGAGGAGAAUAUUUGGAUUAUCAUGACUGUGAAUCUUCCAACUUGCCUUGUGGGAAAGGAGAAGUUAGAUGGAAUUGAAUAUUUGCCAAACGAAGUACAGAAUCCUGUUUUUUUAGCUGUAUUAAGGCAGGCUUAUUUGGCUGCUAAGUUGUUUCUGGGACCAUUUCAGAGGCUAAUAGAUAAAGAAAAUGGAUCUCCUGAUCUACUGAAGAAAAAAUUGGAUUUCUUUUUUACUAAGUACCUCCUCACCCUCAAUUUGAAGAAAUGUGAUAUUAUUGAUUUAUUUCAAGGAGUCCAAUUUCUUCCUCUAGACAAGCCCACAUUUCUUCAUGCUCAUUGUUUUGUUAAUUUAGUAGAAGCUAAUUUUCCUGUUGUACAAUAUUCUGUUUUAUUGUUCAAUGAACAACUUGUGUGGUCUGGUUUACCUGCUGAAGAUGCUCAAGUUGUAUAUAGGUACCUCGUCAACAGUUUGUUACCAUGCCAUUCAAAUUCUUCCCCAGAUGGAAAACGUUCAACAGCCAAGUCUAAUAGGUUUGUAACUGGUCCUGAAAAUCUGACUGACAUUAACAUCACUUUCUCUAACAAAGUGCCUCGAGUUUUUCUUUCUCACGUACCGCAUCCUGGAUUUUUUAAUCUUGUUGUCUACAGGAUCCACGAAACAACAUUGAGUCUUCUGAUUCCAGGAAAUGAAACUGUGAGGCUGGACUUCUACAGGCGUCUGGAUAGUUUUCUGUAUAAGCGUCUAGAAAAAAUUGACUGUGAGUUAAAUGAGUACAAAGAACAGCCUAGUAGUAGUGGACCAUCUAAUGCCUCUGAUACUUUAGACCAAGACAUAAGGUUUGUUUAUUUUAACUCAAUGAAUUUGGCUACAAAAUCAAUUCUUGAUAAAAAAAGAGAUCCUGGCGGGCAGACUAUACCAAAGGAACUUCUAAGGUUGCUGGUUGAUGUUCAGCAACAUCAAAAGUGGUUGGCUGAAAGUGGUGAUUUAUCAAAUGAAACUAUGGUCAAGACCAUUAGUGACCACUGGGUUGUAGGAAAGAUGUCAAAUAAUCGUCAGUUUUAUAUAGCUGUUGAAAGGAAGAGGGCAAACCUCAUUGAAAUUAAUGAUGAAGUGAGGAAGUUAUGCGACCAACAGCUGAAGAGUAUAUUCUUUCAUGUGUGAUAUAUUUUUUGGAACAAGAUCAUUAUUUUCAGAUCAUAAAUUCCUUCUAGUGCAAUAAUUUCUUGCUGUGUUCUUUAACAUUCCUAUGAAGAUUGCUUAUUAAGUUUGUUAAUAAAUUGUAUAUAGUUUUCUUUUUUUGUUUAUAACGUUGUUUGAAGAGAACAGCCAUUAUACAAGGAUAAUCUGGAUUUUAUGCAUAAUGGUUAAUAUGUAAAAUGUAAAAUAAACUAAUUAAUUAUACUUCUAAUUGAUUUAAACUUAUCCGGUUUCCUAUUUAAACAUAUGCAGCUUUAUAGUGAAUAAAUAUUCACUUAAUUUCAUUGCUAAAUAUGCACUAGACACGUCUAGUUAUAAAACCAAAAGUUAGUUUGAUCAUUUGUAAAAAUAAAUUAACUUCAAAUAAUUGAAGGGAGAACACUAUAAAAAUUAAUCACUCUAAAUUAUAAUAAACAACGAUAUUAUUCAAAUUAUUUUACAGAUAAAAAAAUAUAAGGAAAUUUAAUAUAUUUUGUUCUUGUAUUUUUGGCUAAACUGUAAUGAACCCAUUUAUUUACUUUU
Nezara viridula (southern green stink bug) is the source of this 2258-nucleotide messenger RNA. NCBI's taxonomy places the organism in Eukaryota, Metazoa, Arthropoda, Insecta, Hemiptera, Pentatomidae. The record is from the annotation of a GenBank genome assembly.